CGCCACAGCCGUCACCCCCUCCUCUCGGGCCGGUCAGCCGAAACGCGCACCAUGGGCUCCAUCCUGAGUCGCCGCAUCGCGGGCGUGGAGGACAUCGACAUUCAGGCCAACUCGGCCUACCGCUAUCCCCCGAAGUCGGCAGGAAACUACUUUGCUUCACACUUUUUCAUGGGAGGCGAGAAAUUUGACACCCCUCAUCCUGAAGGUUACCUCUUUGGAGAGAACAUGGAUCUGAACUUCCUGGGCAGUCGUCCAGUCCAGUUUCCCUAUGUCACUCCUGCCCCACAUGAGCCAGUAAAGACCCUGAGGAGCCUGGUGAACAUCCACAAAGAUUCCCUCCGGCUUGUGAGGUACAAAGAUGAUGCAGACAGCCCUACAGAGGAUGGUGAGAAGCCCCGUGUGCUCUACAGUUUGGAAUUCACCUUUGAUGCUGAUGCCCGUGUGGCUAUCACCAUUUAUUGUCAGGCAGUAGAGGAGUUCUUGAACGGCAUGGCAGUGUACAGCUGUAAGAACCCUUCUCUGCAGUCUGAGACCGUCCACUACAAGAGGGGCGUUAGCCAGCAGUUCUCCCUGCCUUCUUUCAAGAUUGACUUCUCCCAGUGGAAGGAUGAUGAGCUGAACUUUGACCUGGAUCGGGGUGUGUUUCCAGUAGUCAUACAGGCUGUAGUGGAUGAAGGAGAUGUUGUGGAAGUGACAGGCCAUGCUCAUGUGCUCUUGGCUGCCUUUGAGAAGCAUGUCGAUGGCAGUUUCUCUGUGAAGCCAUUAAAGCAGAAGCAAAUUGUGGAUCGUGUCAGCUACCUGUUGCAGGAGAUCUACGGCAUUGAGAAUAAGAACAACCAAGAGACCAAGCCUUCCGAUGACGAAAACAGUGACAACAGCAGUGAAUGUGUCGUGUGCCUAUCAGACCUGAGGGACACGUUGAUCCUGCCCUGCCGCCACCUGUGCCUCUGCACUUCCUGUGCUGACACGUUGCGGUACCAGGCCAACAACUGCCCCAUCUGCCGGCUGCCAUUCCGAGCGCUCCUGCAGAUCCGGGCUGUUCGGAAGAAGCCAGGGGCCCUGUCUCCCAUUUCUUUCAGCCCUGUUUUGGCCCAGAGUGUGGACCAUGAUGAGCACUCUUGUCCCUUUAAAAAAACAAAGUCGCACCCUGCCUCCCUGGCCAGCAAGAAACCUAAAAGGGAAACAAGUUCUGACAGUGUCCCGCCUGGCUAUGAGCCCAUCUCCUUGCUUGAGGCACUCAAUGGUCUACGGGCUGUCUCCCCGGCUAUCCCAUCAGCCCCCCUCUAUGAGGAAGUCACCUACUCAGGCAUCUCGGAUGGUCUGUCCCAGGCCAGCUGUCCUCUUGUUGGACUUGAUCGAAUCAUAGAAAGUGGCCUACAGAAGGGCAAGCCACAGAGCAAGUCUCCAGACAGCACCCUACGGUCUCCAUCAUCCCCUAUCCAUGAGGAGGAUGAGGAGAAGCUAUCGGAGGACUCGGACGCUCCUCUCCCACCAAGUGGUGUGGAGCUUGCAUUGAGGGAGAGCAGCUCCCCUGAGAGUUUCGGAACAGAGGAGGUGGAUGAGCCGUCACUCAAUCAAGGGAGCCGAGUGCCCUCUAUUGAUGAUGUCCUGCAGGAUGGCAGCCCCCAGCACCAUGGUUGCAGUCAGCAAGUCCCUCCUGCCGACAUUUAUCUACCAGCCCUGGGUCCUGAGUCCUGCUCUGUUGGUAUAGAGGAGUAAGCUGGUUGGUCCACCUCCAUGGAGACGCCACACAGCCUUGGCACCACCAGCUCCCCCUGGCCUCUGCUGAGUGGCUCUAGUUCUGAGCCUGGAGCUACUGAGCUGACCCCACUCUGAGAGCCUGACUCAGCUGGCAGCACAGAACCCUCAGUAUCCCCAAAAUUGCCAGGAGACUUCCCUGGAGCCCAGUGAGACCCUGGCCUCUCCUGUCUGCACGCCUGAUGUGGCCACUGGGCUUUGAGAGGCCAUAGUGAACCUUUAUCAAAUUGCACAGUGGACUACUCUUCCACACACCCUCCUUUUCUAUGGUCUAUAUAUUUGUAAAUGGUACAAGAUGAAGGACAGCAACUUUCUCCAUGGGCCAUAGGCUCUAGAGGGGCUCCCAACUGCCAAGGCUGAUGCUCUGAGCACUUAGCAAACCAGCAGAAGAGAAUCUACCCACGGAGUGAAGUGUCAUCCUCUCGGAUGUUCUGGAAGGUGGGCAACCCAGGUUACAGUUGAUGAAGGAAACUGUGCCUGUCUACCUGUCCUGUGUGUGUCCUCCAAGGCAGCCAGGAAGUCACUGCUGCUUCUACCUUUUGUAUGUCCUGUCCAUGGGUGACCAUCCCUGAAGCCUCCAGGCCCCCUCCUGCUCUGCUCUUCAACCUACUAGUGGCCUCUGGCAGCUGGGGGCAGCUGCGGGCAAGACUAGGAGGCCAGAUAUGUGAACAGCACAGUCAUUUGCAGUGGUUGAUAUCCAGUACCCCCUCACAGGUCCCGCUUCACUCGGUUCCUCACAUGCCUCCAAGAUGGAGAUGUUCAUGCUUGCAGGGCAGCACUGCCCACCCCACCACCAGGGAAGAGCCUGAGCAACUCCCAUAACAGACCCAUUGGCGGGUACAUGUCCUUUUGUGUUUCUCAUUGGUUAAUUGUCUAAGGCUCCUCUCACAGUCCACCUAUAAGCAGGGUCCCAGUGAUACUUGGUCUUUAAGGCAAAGUGUCCAUGGGUGGCCCCAGGGCAAAGGUGCCUAGGCAGUGAGGCUCCCCUGGUGAGCGGGUACAGAGGUGCCCUGCCACACUCACCUAGGUAACAACCUGUAGCAAUGCAUGGAGCCCCCUUUUAGGUUGCUUGAGCUCUGGUUCUGCCUCUGCCCCUUUGUCGCAGUUGCUGGCCUGGUCUCUGUGAGCCUGUGAGCAGAGCCUUGCCUGCACAUCCAUCUCCCCUCCUGCUGAACACACAUGCAGUCACUUCAGCAUGUGCAUGCCCGCCCACCCCUCACCUGCCAACACCCUGGCCUCUGGCCAUGGUACUGCUGCCAGUACUUUGAAAGAUGGGAUGCAGACUACAGACUCACGUGUCUCAGAUUCACAUGUGCUAUCAUUUGAUGUGCUCUGAUUGGCUAGUUUUUGGUUUGUUUUUACUGUAUAUUUAUAGUAAUAAAAUCAUGCAGCAAUA
Cricetulus griseus (Chinese hamster) is the source of this 3154-nucleotide messenger RNA. The record is from RefSeq and is a predicted model, not a curated record. NCBI's taxonomy places the organism in Eukaryota, Metazoa, Chordata, Mammalia, Rodentia, Cricetidae.